Orbicella faveolata is the source of this 2775-nucleotide messenger RNA. RefSeq names its product LHFPL tetraspan subfamily member 2a protein-like. Lineage: Eukaryota; Metazoa; Cnidaria; Anthozoa; Scleractinia; Merulinidae. Gene Ontology annotation, cellular component: membrane. The record is from RefSeq and is a predicted model, not a curated record.
UCCGGAUCAGUCUCGCGCUGUACGAACUAUCAUUUUGCGGCGUUAUACAUAACUCCGGUCACAAACUUCUGGGGAUUCCUCCACGUAGUACAUUAUCAUCAUUUCUCAUUUGAAACUCUAUUUUAGCGGAUUUAAAAAGCUUUCGAUAGCGAAGAGAAGACGAUUUCGGGCGAAUACAGACACAGAAGAAAGCAAAUUACUGAUCUAUAUAAACCACAACUUGAGAUUAAACCACUGUCAUCGUCAAAGGACUGAUCAAUAUACAACUUAAUGGUACAGUAACAAACAAAUCUCGACAAGAUGGUAGACUGCUAUGUUAUUGUUACAACAAGAAACAUUUUAUGGAUGGUGUUGUCUGUGGUGGCAACCCUGGCUGUGAUUGCGGGAAUCAUGACACCAAAGUGGCUGUAUGGAAGAUCGAGAAUCUUUGAUGAUCAGGCAUAUAACUCCAGUGUAUUUGUUCCUGAUGAGGCAAUGUACAGACCAUCUGUUGGGAUCUACAACCGCUGUAAAAAAAUCCAAAAAGUGAUUGGUGGGGAUCCUGUGCUCAACUGUUACUCUUAUGUGAAAGACUUUAUGGAAAUUCCGUCAGGUGCAUGGAAAGCCUGUAUGGUGUUCCUGUGCUUUGGAACAUUUAUUCUUGGGGUUGCUGUAAUCAUGUCAUUAGUUGGAUUCUGUGUACAGAGUGUUGGGAAGAAGUCUAUUUUCUCACUUGGUGGAUUGAUACAGGCUAUUGCAGCCCUGUUCCUUGUCAUUGGUCUUGUUCUCUAUCCAGCUGGCUGGGGUAAUGAAAUAGUUGAUGAACUUUGCACAAGGCCAUCUGUUCAAAAACCUGGAGCAUUCGUACUCAAUGACUGCUCUAUGGGAUGGGCAUUUUAUGCUGUGCUAGGAGGAACUUUGUCAUCGUUUCUAUGCUCUUUGUUAUCUGCUCAAGCAGAGAAGUCCACAUCAAGUGAUGAAGUUCAGGAUGAAAUUUCAGAUGGAAAAACACUCAUCUGCUUAAUUUAGCACAGCAUCACAGAAUCCUGGGUUUGAAUGACCUACUCUGUGUACACUGUACAUGUGGGUUUAUGUCAUUGUUGUUGUCAUCCAAUUGGUGACCUGUGUUUGAAGCCUUGGUGAGAGAAGAUUGCAAUCGACACAGUUUCUCUUAAAGGAUAAACAAUGUGCAGUUAAUGGAGGAAUUCAUCAGAAGACAAGAAUCAAGUGCUCUUGGUUUGAUUCAGAAGAAUAAAUAUAAAAUAUGUGUUCAUAUAAUUAUACCUACAUGUAUACAUAUAGUGCUUUGAUUUUUAAGUUACUAAGUCAGUGGCAAAUUUCCUAAUUUUUAGGAGCAUUUUCACUUACAUGUGUAAUAGUGCUUAUUAGAAUUGUUUGUCACGUAAUUAUUUUGAUCAGAAAGUUGCCUAAUCCAACAAAUUGAUAAAGUCGCCUUAACUUCAAACAUGUGUGACAAUCAAGUGUCACAAGCUCUUUAAAAACAUUUGGAGUCAAGUUGUACAUGCGUCUAGCAUAAUCUUAUGCCUUUUUUGUGGAGGCUUGUGUGUGAAAUGAAGCGAAAUGUAAACAAUGACAUCUGGAGAGAUUCAUUUAUUACUAUUACUUUUGUUUGAAGGCAGUUUUAACGAUUCUGACUAAUGGACCAAGAUAUGAAUUCAAUUAAAUUGUGCAAGGGUAUGAUGUAUAUUAAGAAAAAUUAAUAAUUCUGUUGAUUUCUGUUAUCCUGUGGUCAUUAAGCAUUAUUAUUCUGGAUAGAGUGGUUUUCAGUCAAUUACUUUGGUUUGGUUUUGGCUUUACUACAGUUUGAGAUUGGCUGAGUAGUCUAAUUGGUAAGUAGCUACCGGUAGUUAGGUUUUGGUUUUCUGACACUCAUUUGAAAACCGUUCUAAUUUUCAAGCUACCCUUACAUGACAGUUGCAUUUUGUGUUGGGUUUUAGCAGAAUGAUAUACAGAUAAUGCACAAAUGUGAUGUGAUGAAUGUGAUCAUCGAUUUUUAUUUUAAUUUUGUAAAUUUUUGUUUUUAAUAUUAAUGGUUGAUGCUGUGUACAGAAGAUAGAAAAUAUUGUAAGCUGACAACAACUUAAUAAGAAUUUAAAUAAUCAUAUUGUAGGUAUUUAAUUAUAAUAUUAUUUGGUAAGAUUAGUUGCUGAAUGUUCUGAGCAGAUUGGGAAGCAAUGCUAUUGAUCUAAUCAUGAUAAGUACACUAAGACACAUGGUAUCGUUCAAAGCAGUGGUGUUACACCUGCUGUAAGCAGAUAGCCUUGGAGUCGCCAUCAAUUAUGUAGAUGAGUAUAUGUUGAAUGUGAUUUUCAUGUGGAAUGCAGGGUUUACAGAUAGAGGUUGGACUAUAGGAAGGGGGAGAGGUUGGGGGAGUGGAAAAGACUCUGGCUCUUGAGUAUGAAACUGGUAAGAUUUAGCAUUAUUUUAAUUGUAGGAUGUUUGCAUUUUUGGGGGGUGGGGAGGAGGAGGAGGAGGAAAACAAGGUGUGUUCUCAGAGAUGUUAAUGAUUAUUACUCAGACUGUCAUCUUUUUUCAAUGAUGCUAUCAAUGACAAUUUUUUUUUGGAGGGGGCAGGUGAAAAGUUGAGGUAUUGUUUGGAUGGUAUCUACAUCAUGAUACCUAUGGAAGAAGAGGGGUACUUCAAUUGCACCCCCUUUUCUCUUGUUUCUUUGACAGUAGUCUUAUUACUUUCUGCUAAGCAGAGUUAAUCCCUCAAGUUUUGAGGAGGAAAAUACAAUAGUUCUUUGUUAUUGUCAAUAAAAGUUCUUUUAAAUA